UCGGAGGUGUUCGGUAGCAAUGGCGGCGGGGGCAGCUAGUGUUCCGCUAGCGAGGCAGCUUAACGUUAGCAGGAAGACAGGCCAUGUUUGUUUCACGCAGCUAAAAAUGGGCUAGGACUAUAGCAUAGGGAGCGCAGCUUAUAGCAACGCUAUGCUCGUUUCUAGCGAUUUGGGCGAUUUGAGAAUAGCGCUCUGCCCCGAAAUGGGUCGGGAACGCGGUAUUUUGUUUUUUAAUUCGACGCCACGAAACAAAAACGCGUUAUGUAAGAAGGGGGGCGCCUUUCCCGGGCUUUCGCGAAUAGCGUACAUCUGUGAUUAGCCUUUAACUCGAGCCGUUUGCGUCCCGAUAUCUCGACAUUUUAGAGCUAUGACAACACAGCUUACCAGCGAGCAAUAAAACUAGUCAACUAACAUGACCUAGUUAUUUGCAUUUGCUCACGUCGUGUGUUGCCUCUGCGUGCUUACAUGAGGGGCGGAAGCUAGUCGCGGCGGCCAUUUUACAGCUAGUUAGCUCUUCCAACCUCUGGCGCACAAGAUGCCCACCGUUAAACGCCUUGUAUUUUCUCCAAGCUGUCUCUACGUAACUUUGCGGCACUAAGACGUGCAGGACCGAUCCUGACUCGAGAGCUUACUGAGCCUGCAACGGGCAUCCUUUCACAUUUCUUUGCGGGAAAGCGGGGCUCGUAGAGCAACGCUAAGUUUCACUUAACCGGGAAGACGGAAGUCGUCAGGCUGGAGUGCGUCCUGAUGGCUGAGUCAGAGACUGACUGUGACACACCAGGUCUCGAUACGUUGGGAUCUGAGUGUGUCAUCGCCCAUACGCAAGUCGGUGACUUGCAUUAUGGUGCGGAAACCGAGAUUAUGACUCAGGAGGACAAAAGACUUGACCUGGAGGCCAUUCACGGUGAUUUGGGGGCAGUGACCUGUGUGGAUGUGGUAACCGAGACGGACCAUGACUACAUUAAAUCAGAAAUACACCACGAUCAUCAUCAUUAUUUCAGCAGCGCAGAAAUCAAAGGCAAUGAGCAUUUGCUCGGUGAGGUGCUGUUAAAGACGGAAAUAGGUGGCGGAGAACAUAUCGUAAAGGUGGAGUCUGACCAUGGAGGAGAGCUUACAGUAGAGUCAGAGAAUGGCGUUAUCAUCCACGAAGCCCAUGGUCUGCAAUGCAGCGAGUGUGGUGAGAUUUUUGGCUGUAUGUCUGAUCUGCACGAACACUUUGAAAUCCACAAAGCCACUCAUCCCUAUAUUUGCGUCCACUGUGGUGAGAGCUUCGCUGUUGAAGCCAGCCUAAGAAGUCACAUGAGGAUUCACAUGAAAGAGAAAAGUUAUACCACUGGUCUUGAGAUGGUUGGUAAAGGAGUCAUUGACGCAUUCAACUUGAAACCCCAUCAGAUGAUGCACUCUCCUGAAAAGCCGCACAGAUGUUCAGAGUGUGGCAAAAGCUUUGCCGCGGCCAUCACUCUACGGGAGCACAUGAAAAUGCAUUCAGAUGACAAACCCUACAAAUGCACCCAAUGCCGAAAAAGCUUUGUGCGCAGACGCCAUCUGAAAAAACAUCAAGAGCUGCAUGCCCACGAUAAGCCCUUUACCUGUCUCCAGUGUGGUAAAGGCUUUACGACGGCUUCCAAUCUCAAACAGCACCAGAAGACUCAUGCUGGUGAAAAGCCACACAGGUGCACCCAGUGUGGAAAGUGUUUUGCGGCAGCAGCCACAUUAAGAGAGCAUCAGAGAAUCCACUCAGGGGAGAAGCCCUACAAGUGCACCCAGUGUCGGAAGAGCUUUGUCAGGAAACGCCACCUCAAGAAGCAUCAGCUGGUCCAUCAGGGCGGAAAGCCCUACCGCUGCUCUCAGUGCGACAAGGGUUUCAACCAUUCUUCUUCCUUGUCUCGACACCACAAGGUCCACCUGGAGGCCAAGAUGUACGCUCAGGCGGAUAAGGAUUUCCCCUUCGAUACUACGCUGAAGAGGGGAAUGCACACAGGUGAAAAGCCAUACAGCUGCAACCAUUGUGAGAAAAGCUUCAAUCACUCGUCAUCGCUAUCCAGACAUCAGAGGACUCAUUCUGAUGGAAAGUCCUACACCUGUGCUCAGUGUGGGAAGAGGUUCAAUCAUCCCUCCUCUCUCGCAAGACACCAGCGGGUUCAUUUGGAGGAUAAGGCAACUUAUAGCGCUAUUGCAACAGGAAAGGGAUUCCCCCACACUACCAUCUUGAAACAGAGAAUCCUUCAGAGUGAGAAACCAUAUAGGUGCGCUCAGUGUGGAAAGGGUUUCAAUCAUUCGUCUUCUCUGUCUAGGCAUCACAGAAUUCAUAUUGAUCAGUAAGCCUGCUUUCCUCUCCCCGCAAGUGGUGUGCUACCAUUCAUCCCAUGAUUCAGGCCAGCUUGUAAUGUUAAAGAGUUUGGCAGAAGAUUCAAGAAAAUCCAGAGAGUCGGCGUGGACCUGCUCUGAGGGAACUUAUGAAAUCAAGUCCUUUUGACUUUUUAAGAGCAAUGAAAUUCAAUUAGGUAUGAUUGACACUGAAAUCUCCUGUGUAAUGUUCACAUGACUAGAUGCAUACAUGUCAUUCUGCAACAUAGUGUGGGAUUAAAUCUUCCAUCAUCACUGACUUGUGCUUUAAGUGGGAAAUCUGGCACAAUCUUGAACUGAGUAUUAGGUCAAGUUGGUUUUGAAUGGAAGAUAACUAAGCAAAUGAGUCUAGACACAACUAUUCACUCCCCUAGUUUGUAUCUUUUACCCAUCUCUGUAUCAUUCAUGGGUUGAGAAACUGGUAUCACGUGUAAAUAUGUUUUCCUUUUAUAUAGAUGUAUAGGUGAGUAGUGUGCUGUUCUUUUCUGAAAAAAUUGAGCAUUUUUUGAUGUACGAUACAGUUAGUCUUAUAUCCAUCUCUUGUAGGUGAAGUGGGAUGGUGCUUUUAGGGGAUGACACUAGUUUUGAACAAGCUGUCCUAUAUAAAGGCUAUAUGAAUUAUAAACCCUUUAUGAUACAUACAACGGAGUCUGCAACCUAAAGCAGCAUGUUAACUUGACUAACACCUGGAAAUUUUCUGAAAACAGCCGCACAAAGAGCGAGGGGCAAGAAACGCCUUGUCAUCAAGUCAAGUUGAGAAAAGGAGAUCUUGAUCAUAAAAGGUCAACCCAACAAAAUGAGAUGGCGUAUACGUUCUGUUGGGAAAUUUGGUUCACUUUUCUUGUUGCUAGUUUUCAACACAACUUAAUUGUACAGCUAAUUUUGUUAUAUUAUGCAGACUUGGUACAGCCUAAGCAUUCCCCUGAAUGACUUCAGUGCUUCUCCCUGCUAGCCACCUGUGUUACCAAUGACUGACUGUGCAUUGAAAAUUUUCCCAGUCACUGCUCAAGUCAGACAGCAAUGUAUAGCAUUUAGUUGUAUUCUGGAUACGUUUUGCAGAGUAUCAACAUUUAAUAAUAAUAAUAAUAGAUUGUGUAUACUUUAAUGCAAAUACAAAAUAUAGCUUGCUUUUUUGAAAUUUGUUUGGUUGUUUUGUUUUUUUUUCCCACCUUUAAAUUCCAUGGGUUUGUGCUUUCUAUUUACAGUUCUGUGUAUGGAGAAAAUCUUUUACAAACGGAUGUAUUUUUUUAAUAAGGUUUGAGUAAUUGAAAGGGAAAUGAAAGGAAUACUGUUUUUAUGGGAGUGAACAUUGUAUCAGAACUAUUCUCUUUCUUUUCCAUUGGAUAACAGUUGUGCUUCAUCACGUAGCAUAGGUUUAUUCAUUGUGUUAGUUAGGUGCCUUAUUGCAUGCCAUGUAGAAAUGUAUGCCGAGCUGUAAUAGAAAAAAUAAGGUUUUGGCUCCUGCUCCCUUUUUUGUUUUUUCGCAUACUAAUCAAUGUUUUAAUUUGAUUUAUUAUUAUUUUUUUUGCUUCUCUGUACAUGAAUGUUUACACUGUUACUUCUGUCUUUUAAUUUACUUGUCUGUCAACAAGCCUCUUUGUAGAAUGGAGGUUGAAGGAAGUUACAAUGCCAUUGAUCCAUAUGUUGAUUGCCCUCUAUAGUGGUCAAUUCUUGUCCUAUUUGUCUAUUCCCCCGACUUUGAGUGGCUCACAUAUAUGGAUAAAUAAAGGUUGUUGACUAUCAACAAGUUCAAA
This is a messenger RNA of Puntigrus tetrazona (Sumatra barb), 4100 nucleotides long. RefSeq lists its product as uncharacterized. The transcript is spliced from 2 exons. Gene Ontology annotation, biological process: regulation of transcription by RNA polymerase II. Bases 748 to 2322 code for a protein of 524 amino acids. Gene Ontology annotation, molecular function: RNA polymerase II transcription regulatory region sequence-specific DNA binding; DNA-binding transcription factor activity, RNA polymerase II-specific. Gene Ontology annotation, cellular component: nucleus. The record is from RefSeq and is a predicted model, not a curated record. NCBI's taxonomy places the organism in Eukaryota, Metazoa, Chordata, Actinopteri, Cypriniformes, Cyprinidae.